AUAAAUAAAUAAAUCCCGAAUUGUGAGCUUUCAAACAGAUUAAGAACCCCCGAUGGAAACAUCCUCUCAACCGGCAUAUGGCUUCCGGUUCAGGGUAGUUAUGUUAGGUCUUCAUAUUUGCCGCCGCAAACAAAUCUUACCAUAUGCCUGAAAAACCUUAUUCUGCAUCAUCUUCAACUGUAAAAUGCAACAUAAAAAACCAUACAAAAUCUCGUUCUCCUUCAUUCUUAACAAAAUAAGAUUACUGUUUUUAUAUACCAAAACCGAAAAAUCAUUCUCUAUCAAUAACCAUGGAUCUAGAUCUCCAAAAUUUGGCUCGCUUUCUCCAAUCCCUUAACACCCCUCAUUCAAUACACCAAGGAAGGCAGCUCCAUAUUCUCUUCUUCAAAAAGGGUCUUAUACAAUCUACUCUUUCACUAGCAAACCGCCUUCUGCAAAUGUACACUAGAUGUGGCAGCAUGACCGAUGCACACAAACUGUUCGACGAAAUGCCUCACAGAAACUGUUUUUCAUGGAAUACCAUGAUAGAGGGCUACAUGAAGUCCGGGGAUAAAGAAAGAUCAAUUCAGUUGUUUGAUAUGAUGUCAAAUAAGAAUGAUUAUUCAUGGAACGUGGUCUUUUCAGGGUUUGCAAAAGCUGGUGAAAUGGAAAUUGCUCGGAGGUUAUUCCACGAGAUGCCUAACAGAAAUGGGGUUGUAUGGAAUUCGAUGAUCCACAGUUAUGCUCGAAAGGGGUCACCAAGAGAAGCUGUUAGGCUAUUCAAGGAAUUGAAUUUGGACCCUUUGGAUAAAUCAUGUUGUGAUACGUUUGUGUUGGCUACAGUUAUUGGGGCCUGCACUGAUUUGGGUGAAAUUCAAUGUGGCAAGCAAAUACAUGCCCGGAUUUUGAUUGAUAAUAUGGAACUUGAUUCGGUGUUAACUAGCUCGUUAAUUAAUUUGUAUGGAAAGUGUGGUGAUUUGGAUAGUGCACAUUGUGUUUUGAAUAUGAUGGAGGAGCCAGAUGACUUUUCCUUAUCAGCAUUGAUCACAGGUUAUGCGAAUCAUGGUAGAAUGAAUGAUGCUCGAAGAGCAUUUUAUAGGAAAAGUAAUUUGUGUGUUGUGGUAUGGAAUUCAUUGAUUUCAGGAUAUGUUACCAAUAAUGAGGAAAUUGAAGCAUUUUUACUCUUCAAUGACAUGCAGAAAAAGGGACUCAAAAUAGACUUCUCUACACUUGCAACCAUUUUGAGUGCCUGCAGCAGCUUAUGCAAUUCUCAACAUGGAAAACAAAUGCAUGCUUAUGCUUGUAAAGUUGGAUUACUUUGUGACAAUGUUGUUGCUUGUGCUUUCAUUGAUGCAUACUCCAAGUGUGGAAGCCUGAAUGAUGCUUGUAAAUUAUUUAGUGAGCUCAAAACCUAUGACACAAUUUUGCUCAACUCCAUGAUCACGGUGUAUAGCAAUUCUGGUAAAAUCGAAGAUGCUAAACAGAUCUUCAAUACAAUGCCUAGUAAAAGCUUGAUAUCCUGGAAUUCAAUGAUAGUGGGUCUUAGUCAAAAUGGCUGUCCAGUUGAGGCAUUGGAUCUUUUUUGCACGAUGAAUAAACUGGAUUUGAGGAUGAACAGGUUUAACCUUGCUAGUGUGAUCAGUGCUUGUGCUAGUAUCUCUUCACUUGAACUUGGUGAACAGAUUUUUGCUAGAGCAACUGUUGUUGGCCUUGAUUCUGAUGAGAUCAUCUCUACUUCCCUAGUUGAUUUUUAUUGCAAGUGUGGAUUUAUUGAAUUAGGUAGAAAACUAUUUGACACAAUGAUGAAAUCUGAUGAGAUUUCAUGGAAUUCAAUGCUGAUGGGGUAUGCUACAAAUGGUCAUGGAUUGGAAGUGCUAACAUUAUUUAAUGAAAUGAGGCAUGCUGGUGUCAGGCCAACUGAAAUUACAUUUACAGGGGUUCUAUCUGCCUGUGAUCAUUGUGGAUUGGUUGAAGAGGGAUGGAGAUGGUUUAAUGUAAUGCAAUAUGACUAUCAUAUUGAUCCAGGGAUUGAGCACUAUUCUUGCAUGGUCGAUCUUUUUGCUCGUGCUGGUUGCUUGGAAGAAGCAAUGAAUUUAAUAAAACGUAUGCCUUUUGAGGCAGAUGCUAGCAUGUGGUCAUCAGUUCUGAGAGGUUGUAUGGCUCAUGGAGAAAAGGAUCUUGGAGAAAGGGUGGCACAGCAUAUCAUUGAGCUCGAUCCUGAGAACUCUGGUGCUUAUGUGCAGCUAUCUAGCAUAUUUGCCACUUCUGGAGACUGGGAAGGCUCAGCACUGGUUAGAAAGGUAAUGCAGGAGAGGCAAGUACAAAAAUAUCCCGGUUACAGUUGGGCUAAUUGUUGAAUACAUUAUUCAGAUGGUGGUACAUCAUAGGACUUUCAUCAUCAUGAGGGAAAUUUUGUCCUUGUGGAGAUGGCAUGGUUUCACAAUUACUACACAUCAAGAUUCUUCAUUUGUAUUGACAGGAGAAUUGUUCAUAAAUCAGGUUUAUCUAUUGAUGCUACAGUCUCUAAGUUUAUUCAGAGUGGCGAAUGGAUUUGUCCUAGUGCAAGGACUGCUGAAAUUGUUGAAGUGCAGAGUGCUACUUGUGUAUUGUUCUCCCUAAAGCUGAACAGGAAGGUGAAGUUACUUGGAGGCCCUCUGCUAAAGGCAUUUUCUCAUCAAGAAGUGCUUGGUAUCGUGUCAGGCUGAAAGAAGCAAGAGUUGAUUGGCAUAAGCUCAUACAAGGGCAUGUGCCAAGAUUUAGUUUCAUAACUUAGCUUGCAGUUCCUAAAAAACAGCCUACCUAGUGUAAGCAAGUUAGGAUGGGGAGAGCUGUGAACACAGAUUGUCUCCUGUGUUUUGGUAUCGCUUUUGAUGACUGAGAUCAAUCUUUUUUGCUUGCGCCUUCUCUUAGACAAUUUGGAAGUCUAUUCUGCAGUUAUGCUGCAUCAAUCAGAAUGCUCAUGACUGGAGUAGUGAGUUUCAAUGGGCUAGAGCAAAUGUGCAGAAAAAGGAGCUUUUUAGCAAUUUUGUUAAGACUGGCUUUUUGCUCCACAAUGUACGGUGUUUGGAAGGAAAGGACCGGUAAGCUUCAUAAUGGUCCUCAUAACUCUUGAGGAUGACAUCAUGUGGAUUGUACAUAUUGUCAAAAGCAGUUGAAUUGGGCAACUCUCGUAGGAGACUCUUCGUUUUUGAUAUGUUUGGUCUACAAGGAGAAUUUUCAUUUUGGUUUUUUAUCCUGCAUUGGGCUCUGCCUUUUAGUUUUUCUUCGAUCAAUGGAGCUUUCGUUAUAAAAAAAGGACAGCAUAAAAAAGAUUCUUCAUCUUUGAGGGAGGGUGACUUUCAUGAAGCCGCACAAUGGAUUCCUCACCGACAAGCGCCAUUCUGAAAGGGAGCUUUUGAUAAGCCGAUUCCAAUGACACCAACAAAGAUUAUUAAAGAAGCUUGAAGGAAGCCAGCCACCCCAAUGUCAUAGGCUUCCUCACUUGCUAGCGCGUUGAUCGCACAAACCAAACAUUUUUUUAUGUGUUCCCUCAGCAUACCUUUUUU
Populus euphratica (Euphrates poplar) is the source of this 3524-nucleotide messenger RNA. RefSeq names its product Pentatricopeptide repeat (PPR) superfamily protein. Bases 291 to 2336 code for a protein of 681 amino acids. The transcript has 2 exons. Gene Ontology annotation, biological process: RNA modification. NCBI's taxonomy places the organism in Eukaryota, Viridiplantae, Streptophyta, Magnoliopsida, Malpighiales, Salicaceae. The record is from RefSeq and is a predicted model, not a curated record. Gene Ontology annotation, molecular function: protein binding; RNA binding.